This is a messenger RNA of Puccinia graminis f. sp. tritici CRL 75-36-700-3, 1494 nucleotides long. RefSeq lists its product as uncharacterized. The record is from RefSeq and is a predicted model, not a curated record. Bases 1 to 1494 code for a protein of 497 amino acids. Lineage: Eukaryota; Fungi; Basidiomycota; Pucciniomycetes; Pucciniales; Pucciniaceae. The transcript has 3 exons.
AUGGUCCCCACCGGCGCGAGCUUGGCGUCCUGGCGCACCAAUGUCGGUUCUCACAGUUGGGAGGAAUUCAAGCGACAAAUCGUCUACCUGCUCAGUACCCCCUGUCCGUUAUUUGCGCAAAUGUUAGCCUGCGAGUUGGAGAAGAACACGAUCAAAUGGCAACUCAUUCUUUCCGGUAGUAGGGUCUUUGGUCCAAAGAAGAAUUACUUUGCGACGGGCGAUCAGGACUUAUAUGAGUUUGCGGGUGCCAUUCAGGAUAAUCCGAAAGCCGCGGUCACGGUUAAGCUAGUGAUGGAUGAUCCCCAGGCGAAAGCAAAACAGUCCGCCGCGGCCAAAAACACCCAAGAUAGCCUGACACUGAAGUUUGGGAACAAAGCCGACCGAACGGCUUUGGAACUCCAACGGGCUAGGCUGAUGUUAAACCCAAAGGCCGACACAUCUUCUAAUCCUUUGACACCGGUCCUGGCCAAAUUGAUGGCACACAUCAAGGGCAAGUACGGCCUGAACGAGGAGCAGUUGUGGAUUGGCAAUCCCAACAAUGAGGAAGAGGGGAUGCAAAUCUUCAACAACCGACUCACAGCUUGGGCCCGCGCGCUGCAGCAUGGGAAGAAUGCCGCCAUCACUCUUGAUCAUCCGCCUGAGACUGAAGAGUUCAAGUGGAUCAAACGCCGAGUGCCAACACUCGACAGCUUGUCAGCGCCAAUAGCCUCUCCCAAAAAACGACGGUCGACCUCUGGGGCUGCAAACACCGGGGCUGGUUGUGGAGUGGGUGGCUCUCACGUGGUCACGCCAGCGGCUUCGGCUGACUCUACUCCCGACUUACCAACCACCUUGCCAAUUGAAGAGGAGGAUCCUAUGUUUCCUGUGGAUUACGAGUCGGAGGUUGAGGUUGUCUGGGAGGCUCCCAACCUUGGGGGCAUGCCAGCAGACUCACCGGGCGGCGGGACUCGCUAUGGCUCGCCAGCUCGCAAGUAUAUACGGAGCCCAACGGGCGAUGUCAUGGGAUCGGCAAUGAGUCAGCUCUCAUUCAUGCGCACAAGAUCCAGCAGUCGUCGGUCUCCACCAAUCUCACCAGCUCGGAAACAGACGAGUUCGAGUGUUCGAUCCUCGGCCACGGGUUCCGUGGUUCUUUCCAACUCAUCUCGCCCACCUAUGUCGGUAUUGAGGGCUUUGCCUGUGCCCAUCCCUGCCGGAGAUGCAAAUGCGAAUACUAGUGCGGACAACGCCUCUAACACUGGGCCCGACGUGGUUGUCCCAAACCAGCCAAACGCCGCCGGUCGAGCCAUGAACAUGGAGCAGUUCCUCACUCACUGCAACUUUCAACCAACUGACAUGGUCCCCAGAGGCCUCAUCCAACUCAAUCACAUUGCCCAUUGGAGCACCUUCCUAACCAUGACCGCCCGCGACCUUACUCUGAUGAGCUUCCCGGAAGCGACCGCUCGCCAAAUCAUCUAUGGUACCACCAGCCUCCGGUCCGAUUUACUAGAGUCUUAA